AUGGCGCCAGUGAAGAAGCACACCAAUUUCCUGGACAUCGAGAUCGAGGUCCAGGACCUCAUCUUCGAGAACCUCUUCUCCCAGAUGGAGAUUCUCCAUAUCCCCGAGGCAGAGGGCGCGACCAUCAGCGCUCUCUGCGGCGCCGACAAGACCCUGCGCGCCAAAUUCACAGAGUACGAGGCGGAGCGCCAGGAGCGCGCAUCAAUCCGCAAAAGAUACACCAAGUGUGUCUUCACCGCCUCGCCCGUCGCCCGCGCCGCGCCACCAUCCUCUCCUCGCGACUGGCCUCACAUCAGAGACGUCGAAAUUAUCAUCGACGAUCUCGCUCUCAACGAGAGCUACCAGGACACCUGGUUCAACGACCCAGAAGUUGUCCGAGGCCAAGUCGCGGGGAUGGUCGCGGACCUCGAAGCCUUCGUCGCCUGGGCUCCCGUCCUCAGGGAGGUCGUCGCCCCGUCAGGCGAUGGCCUCUCCGCGGCGCCAGUCCUGCAGCACCUCCUCACGCCGCUCAUCAUGCUCCCCUCGUGUGACAAUACUAUCGUGAAGCAGAGUGAGGACGCGAUGAGCAGGCUCCAGGGCUUCAUGGACGGCGAGGAGCGCAUCGAGGAUGUGAGCCAGGAGUACGAGAUCAGCUUCAAGCUGGCCGUGCAGUGCUGGCUGAAGCAGAAAGAGGGGGUGAGGGAGAGGGAGGUUUUUGACCGGGUGGCGGAGGAUCUGGCGGAUGAGGAAUGGUAUAGGUGGACACAGUAUGGGAGGGAAUCGGACUUGAUUCAGUAA
Messenger RNA from Zasmidium cellare ATCC 36951, 777 nucleotides. RefSeq lists its product as uncharacterized. The transcript has 2 exons. The record is from RefSeq and is a predicted model, not a curated record. The coding region runs from base 1 to 777 and encodes 258 amino acids. Lineage: Eukaryota; Fungi; Ascomycota; Dothideomycetes; Mycosphaerellales; Mycosphaerellaceae.